Molecule: messenger RNA, 5430 nt
Organism: Phalacrocorax carbo (great cormorant)
Lineage: Eukaryota; Metazoa; Chordata; Aves; Suliformes; Phalacrocoracidae
Source: RefSeq, a predicted model, not a curated record
UCCCCUCAAGUUACUUCAAGAAAUCAGAUCUGUCAGGACGGGCGAAAAAAAUGCCACUUCCCAACUAAGAGGCGGAAUCCAGCCCAGAUUUUCAGUCCUUUCUUCUUCUUUUUUUCCUUCCUCCCUUUCACUAAUUUAUCCCGAUGUUAGCACAUUCUGUCUUGUAACACCCGGGCGCCUGUAGGUUUGUUUCAUGGGAUCAUUACUUACUGAUCAGGAUGGCUCCCAGGUCCGGGGCUGAAGACGGAGUGUGAAGUUGGGGAAACAUUUUUUUUUUUUAAUUACUGUGAUGAUUAUUACCUCUCGGUGCUUAUUCAGGAAAAGCAAACAAACAAAAAUCUGGUCCUUGAUGCUUCAGUUCUGAAUGUGAAAUAUUACCUACCAACUGGUAAAGUUGUGAGGCUCAGCAUUUUUUUUUUUUUUUAAGCAAGGAGGAAAAAAACCUAAACAAAAAAAAAAGGACUUCUGAUCCGUGUGCCAAAGUAGGGGGAGAUAUGUUAUUGACCGAUUUAUACUGGCUGAGAUGAUACUUGCUUUCUACUUCUUGAUCACUUGCUCUUUAAGUAAAAUGAGGCACAGAGUUGUUGCUGAGACGAGUGGGAACAGCAUUUUGAUUUGCUGGUUUAAUUAAAAAAUGAUAAAGGAUUAAAGGACAAGGUGGACGUGGAGUGCGGGUUGUGAACCUAGACACACCUGGGGGAGGAAGACAAGAAGAGUUGAACUUAAGAGAGCCCAACGGAGAUAAACGAAUGUCCCCACAUCUCCAAAGGAAAGUUCAUCGGUUUUUUACUCUAGAGAUCUCAUCUUCAGGAUGUCAUUGAACACUUCCACUGCAGGAAAAGGUGUGGAUCCAAACGCGGUUGACACUUAUGACAGUGGCGAUGACUGGGAAAUCGGUGUUGGGAAUUUAAUAAUCGAUUUGGACGCCGAUUUGGAGAAAGACAGACAGAAAUUUGAGAUGAAUAAUUCUACUAACACCACCAGCAGCAGCAACACCAGCUCCAAGGAUUGCGGGGGUCUGGCUUCCAGUGGGGCUAAUGCUACCUCAGCCUUAGCUGAUGGCCUAAAAUUUGCUUCUGUUCAGCCCUCUGCUCCCCAGGGGAAUUCCUCGCACAAAGAGACUAGCAAAUCAAAAGUGAAAAGGAGUAAAACUUCUAAGGAUGCUAAUAAAUCUCUGCCUUCUGCUGCCUUGUAUGGGAUUCCUGAGAUCAGCAGUGCUGGCAAGAGGCAGGAAGUCCAAGGGCGCCCUGGAGAGGCAACUGGCAUGAAUUCAGCACUGGGUCAAAGCGUGAGCAGUAACCCAAACGGCAAUAAUAAUACCACCAGCAACAACAUCACCAUUGCCUCUUGUGGGAAAAACAAAGAGGAGAAACCAGGUAAAGCCCCGGGCAGCAGAGGCUCCAAGCGAGAUAAGGAUGCGGGAAAAUCCAGGAAGGACAAGCAGCAUGACCUGCAGCAGGGCCACCCCAAUGGCGGCGGGGGUGGCAGCAGCCAGGCUCUCCCUGGGCACCUCUAUGGCUUCGGGGCCAAGGGAGGCAGUGGUGGAAGCAGCAGCCCCUUCCACAGCACCUCCUCUGCUGUGGGGGAGGUGAGCAAAAGCACCCCGGAUCCAGGGUUAAUGGGGAACUCUAUUUUGGUAAAGAAGGAAGAGGAUGAGGAGGAGAGCCACAGGCGAAUCAAGAAAUUGAAAACAGAAAAGGUUGAUCCCCUGUUUACAGUGCCUGCACCUCCACCUCCGAUUUCCAGCAGUAUCACACCUCAGAUUCUGCCUUCCUACUUUUCUCCGUCUUCAUCCAAUAUCGCAGCACCAGUCGAGCAGCUUUUGGUACGGACUCGUUCAGUGGGUGUAAAUACUUGCGAGGUUGGAGUAGUAACAGAACCCGAAUGCCUUGGACCCUGUGAGCCUGGGACCAGCGUGAACUUGGAAGGAAUUGUGUGGCAUGAAACUGAAGAAGGUGUCCUAGUGGUAAAUGUUACGUGGAGGAACAAAACUUAUGUGGGAACACUGCUGGACUGCACAAAGCACGACUGGGCCCCUCCUAGGUUUUGUGAGUCACCAACAAGUGACCUGGAAAUGCGUGGAGGACGGGGGAGGGGAAAGCGAGCAAGGUCUGCUGCAGCUGCAGCUGUACCUGGGAAUGAUGCAAGUUUUGCAGAGUCCAGAGGACUUCAGAAUAAGAAUCGAGGUGGUGCCAAUGGGAAGGGGAGGAGGGGCAGCCUUAACUCCAGUGGGCGCAGGACACCCCCAAACUGCACCAUGGAUGAGGUGAAAGCCAGCCCCUCAUCCACAAACAAGAGGAAAACUAAGCCUCCAAUGGAGCUUGAUUUGAAUUCCAGUUCAGAGGACAAUAAAUCUGGAAAACGUGUUCGUACUAACUCUAGAAGCACUCCCACCACCCCACAGGGGAAACCUGAGACUACUUUUUUGGACCAAGGCUGCUCUUCUCCAGUGCUGAUUGACUGUCCUCACCCCAACUGCAACAAAAAAUACAAGCACAUUAAUGGACUAAGAUACCAUCAGGCUCAUGCACAUUUAGACCCAGAAAACAAACUGGAGUUUGAGCCUGAUGGUGAAGACAAAAUUUCAGACUGUGAGGAAGCAUUGAGUAAUGUGGCACUUGAAUGCAGUGAGCCAAGCACAAACUUGCCAGGCUUUGAUCCACUAAAAGCACCGACAUCUCCUUCCUCUAUCACUACCACAGGGACCCCCAAGGGAAAAAGGGAACUGACCAGCAACGGUCCUGGUUCAGUUAUGAGUUCCAAAACUGGCAAGAAUUCUGGCAAAAAGAAGGGUCUGAACAGUGAAUUGAACAGCCUUCCAGUAAUUUCUAAUAUGGCAGCUACACUGGAUAAUUGCUCUGUAGCAGAUGGCAAUUUGCAAACUGAAAUGCCGAAAUUGGAGGCUGAAGGGUUAAUCGACAAGAAGAGUUUGGGUGAUAAAGGCAAGAAAGCAAACAAUUGCAAAGUGGAUAAAAACCUUUCCAAACUGAAAACAGCCAGGCCCAUUGCCCCAGCGCCAGCACCGACUCCUCCUCAAUUAAUAGCUAUACCUACGACAGCCUUCACAACCACCACUACAGGGACAAUACCGGGACUGCCCUCCCUAACAACUACCAUUGUUCAGGCUACACCAAAGAGCCCUCCGCUAAAACCUAUUCAACCAAAGCCCACAAUCAUGGGAGAGCCAAGCACUGUAAACCCAGCUCUCACAUCACUCAAAGACAAAAAGAAAAAGGAGAAGCGAAAGCUGAAGGACAAAGAAAGCAAAGAGACAGGAAGUCCCAAGAUGGAUUCCAAGCUGGGAAAGCUGGAGGAUUCAAAAGGGUCUGGGAAGGACUUAUCUGGACAUUUUUUAAAGGACCAUCUCAACAAGAAUGAAGUGCUAGCUAAUGGACUGUCAGAGUCUCAAGAGAGCAGGAUGGCAAGUAUUAAGGCUGAAGCUGAUAAGGUUUACACGUUCACAGACAACGCGCCCAGCCCUUCCAUAGGGAGUGCAUCCAGGAUGGAAUGCAGCACUUUGGUGAAUGGACAAUCUGCCAUGGCGCCACUGCACGUGUUGACACAAAACGGUGCAGAUAGCGCGGCCACUAAAACCAACAGCCCUGCUUACUCGGAUAUUUCUGAUGCAGCUGAUGAUGGUGGCUCUGACAGCAGGUCAGAGGGCUUGAGGUCAAAGGCCAGCUCUCCAUCAGAUAUUAUUUCUAAUAAGGACGGUGUUGUAAAAGGGCAUUCUUCAACCACAGCACAAUCGGCUCAAGCAAAAGAGUCCCAUUCUCCCUAUUACCAUGGCUACGAUCCUUAUUAUUCCCCAAGUUACAUGCACUCUGGACAGGUCAGUGCCCCAGCAGCUGGGAACAGCAGUACCCCACAGGGACUGAAGAUCAAAAAAGAGGCAGAGGAAGAGGCUGAAAAGAAAGAGAAGGCAGAACCGUCAGAUGCCAAGAAAAGCGAAAGCACUUCCUCUAAUUUGCAACCACAACAUCAGUCAGUAAUAACGCAAAGACACCCUGCACUUGCUCAGUCACUUUAUUAUGGACAGUAUGCCUAUGGGCUCUACAUGGACCAAAAGUCCCUAAUGGCCUCUAACCCUGCUUACAGGCAGCAGUAUGAAAAGUACUAUGAGGACCAGAGACUAGCAGAACAGAAAAUGGCACAAACUGGGAGGGACUGUGAAAGGAAGAAUGAACCCCCUUUGAAGGAGAUUGGGAAAGAUGACAACAAGCAGAAGAAUAUUCCAUCUGCCACUAUUUCAAAGGCCCCUUCAACUCCAGAGUCCAGCAAAAAUAACACUAAAAUAGUACCUAACAAAGGCGAGGAGACAAGCAAAUCACAGAUCCUUUCCAAUCACCAGCAGCAGCUUCAGGCUGACAGUUUCAAAGCCAAACAAAUGGAAAACCACCAGCUCAUAAAGGAGGCUGUGGAGAUGAAAUCUGUUAUGGACUCCAUGAAGCAAACGGGAGUAGAUCCAACCACACGAUUUAAACAGGAUCCAGAUUCACGAACAUGGCAUCAUUAUGUCUAUCAGCCCAAAUACCUUGAUCAGCAAAAAUCAGAAGAACUUGAUCGUGAGAAAAAGUUAAAAGAAGAUAGCCCUAGAAAAACACCUAACAAGGAAAGUUCCCUGCCUAACCUUCCUGUCUCAUUAGCAAGCAUUAAAGAGGAGCCUAAAGAGGUCAAGCGUUCUGAUUCUCAAUCAGUGGAUGAGAGCAAGAUAAAAAACGAUGAUCGAAAGACUCCUGUAAAUUGGAAGGACUCUCGGGGUGCUAGAGUAGCAGUUUCCUCACCAAUGAGUCAGCAUCAGUCAUAUAUCCAGUACUUGCAUGCUUAUCCUUAUCCACAGAUGUACGAUCCCAACCAUCCAGCCUAUCGUGCAGUCUCUCCUGUCCUAAUGCACAGCUAUCCUGGGGCCUAUCUCUCUCCAGGAUUUCAUUAUCCAGUUUAUGGGAAGAUGUCAGGGAGAGAAGAGGCGGAAAAAGUCAAUACCAGCCCAAGCAUCAAUACGAAAUCAACCACUGAGUCCAAAGCACUGGAUUUGCUCCAGCAGCAUGCCAACCAGUAUCGCAGCAAGUCCCCUGUUCCUGUGGAAAAAUCAGCAGCUGAGCGUGAACGGGAAGCAGAAAGGGAACGAGACCGUCAUUCUCCUUUUAGCCAGCGGCAUCUCCAUACACACCAUCACACACAUGUUGGAAUGGGUUACCCCCUUAUACCUGGACAAUAUGACCCAUUUCAAGGACUGACCUCUGCUGCCCUUGUUGCCACUCAGCAGGUGGCUGCGCAGGCAUCUGCGUCUGGUAUGUUCCCUGCACAAAGAAGAGAAUGAUGAGUUUGGAGAUGUACGUUGUCAUGUGACUGGAUCACAUGAGGAAGCGCUUUAUUACAGACAUCAGUUCCAUGGUGUUAAUUUGAAAUGCCUUAAUGGCAGGCAAAAAC